Molecule: messenger RNA, 1538 nt
Organism: Alligator mississippiensis (American alligator)
Lineage: Eukaryota; Metazoa; Chordata; Crocodylia; Alligatoridae
Gene: KCNC1
Product: potassium voltage-gated channel subfamily C member 1
Exons: 2
Coding region: 1-1536 (511 amino acids)
Biological process (GO): potassium ion transmembrane transport; protein homooligomerization
Cellular component (GO): axon; voltage-gated potassium channel complex; neuronal cell body membrane
Molecular function (GO): delayed rectifier potassium channel activity; protein binding
Source: RefSeq, a predicted model, not a curated record
AUGGGCCAGGGCGAUGAGAGCGAUCGCAUCGUGAUCAACGUGGGAGGCACUAGGCACCAGACUUACCGCAGCACCCUGCGCACCCUGCCCGGCACUCGGCUGGCCUGGAUUGCUGAGCCUGAUGCCCACAGCCACUUUGACUAUGACCCACGUACAGAUGAGUUUUUCUUUGAUCGGCACCCAGGGGUCUUCGCCCACAUCCUGAACUACUACCGCACGGGCAAACUACACUGCCCAGCAGAUGUGUGUGGGCCUCUGUAUGAGGAGGAGUUGGCCUUCUGGGGCAUUGAUGAAACCGAUGUGGAGCCCUGCUGUUGGAUGACCUACCGACAGCACCGCGACGCUGAGGAGGCUCUUGACAGCUUUGGUGGAGCGCCCCUGGAUAGCAGUGCUGAGGAUGGAGAUGUAGAUGGCACUGGAGACUCUGGUGAUGGCGAGGAGGAGCUGGAGAUGACUAAACGCCUGGCACUCAGUGAUUCGCCAGAUGGCAGAUCGGGGGGCUUCUGGAGAAGGUGGCAGCCCCGCAUCUGGGCACUCUUUGAGGAUCCAUAUUCCUCCAGAUAUGCAAGGUAUGUGGCAUUUGCCUCCCUCUUCUUCAUUCUGGUCUCCAUCACCACUUUUUGCCUCGAGACCCAUGAGAGAUUUAACCCCAUCGUGAACAAGACAGAAACCGAAUUCAUUGGAAACGACACCCAGAUCCGACACUACAGGGAAGCAGAAACUGAGGCCUUUCUGACCUACAUUGAAGGUGUCUGUGUGGUCUGGUUUACAUUUGAGUUCCUAAUGAGGGUGACGUUCUGCCCAAACAAGGUGGAAUUUAUCAAAAACUCUUUGAACAUCAUUGACUUUGUGGCCAUUCUGCCUUUCUAUUUGGAGGUUGGACUAAGUGGCCUGUCUUCCAAAGCUGCUAAGGAUGUCUUGGGCUUCCUACGAGUAGUCCGUUUCGUGCGAAUUCUACGAAUUUUCAAGCUGACUCGCCAUUUCGUGGGGUUGCGGGUCCUGGGACAUACCCUCCGUGCCAGCACAAAUGAAUUCUUGCUGCUCAUCAUAUUUUUGGCAUUGGGCGUCUUAAUCUUUGCCACGAUGAUCUACUAUGCUGAGAGAAUAGGUGCUAAACCCAAUGAUCCUAGUGCCAGUGAACACACACACUUUAAAAAUAUCCCCAUCGGCUUCUGGUGGGCUGUUGUCACCAUGACUACCCUGGGCUACGGAGACAUGUAUCCUCAGACUUGGUCAGGCAUGCUGGUGGGGGCUCUCUGUGCUCUUGCAGGCGUGCUGACCAUUGCCAUGCCUGUCCCCGUCAUUGUGAACAAUUUUGGAAUGUAUUACUCCUUAGCUAUGGCUAAGCAGAAGCUACCAAAGAAAAAAAAGAAGCAUAUCCCGAGGCCACCCCAGCUGGGAUCCCCCAAUUAUUGUAAAUCUGUCGUAAACUCUCCACACCACAGUACUCAGAGCGACACAUGCCCACUGGCCCAAGAAGAAAUUUUAGAAAUUAACAGAGCAGGUAGGAAACCUCUUAGAGGAAUGUCCAUCUGACC